AUGAAGGAAAAAUGUAAAAACGCGGCGAAGACCCGCAGAGAGAAGGAGAACGGAGAGUUCUACGAGCUGGCCAAGCUGCUGCCUCUGCCGGCGGCCAUCACCUCCCAGCUGGACAAGGCCUCCAUCAUCCGGCUGACCAGCAGCUACCUCAAGAUGAGGGCGGUGUUCCCGGACGGUCUCGGUGAUGGAUGGGGUCAGUCGACGAGGUUCAGUCCUCUGGACGGCAUGGCCCGAGAGCUGGGCUCGCACCUUUUACAAACUCUGGACGGCUUCGUGUUCGUCGUGGCCCCUGAUGGAAAAAUCAUGUACAUCUCUGAAACGGCGUCGGUCCACCUCGGCCUGUCCCAGGUGGAGCUAACAGGAAACAGUAUAUUUGAGUACAUCCACCCGUCAGACCACGACGAGAUGACGGCGGUGCUGGGUCUCUGCCAGCCCCCACACCAUCACUUCUCUCUCGAGUACGAAAUCGAGCGCUCCUUCUUCUUGAGGAUGAAAUGUGUUCUCGCCAAACGAAAUGCAGGACUGACCUGUGGAGGAUAUAAGGUCAUCCACUGCAGCGGCUACCUGAAGGUGCGUCAGUACAUGAUGGACGUGGCGCUGUAUGAAUCCUGUUAUCAGACUGUGGGUCUGGUGGCGGUCGGUCACUCGCUGCCGCCGAGCGGCAUCACCGAGAUCAAACUGCACAGCAACAUGUUCAUGUUCCGGGCCAGCCUGGACUUCAAACUCAUUUUCCUGGACACGAGGGUGGCAGAUCUGACCGGCUACGAGCCUCAGGACCUGAUCGAGAAGACUCUGUACCACCACGUCCACACCUGUGACGUCUUCCAUCUACGCUACGCUCACCAUCUAUUGCUGGUGAAAGGGCAGGUCACCACUAAGUACUACCGCAUGUUAUCAAAGCAUGGUGGCUGGGUGUGGGUGCAGAGCUACGCCACCAUCGUCCACAACAGCCGUUCCUCCAGACCUCACUGUAUCGUCAGCGUGAACUACGUCCUCACCGACAUCGAGUGCAAGGAGCUGCAGUUAUCUGAAGACCAGAGUCGAGCCACUAAACCCGUCCUCAGUCUGCCUUCAUCUCACGACCGCCACAAACAACUCCGAACAAAAACAGUGAAGAUGAAAACCAAAGUGAGAGCGGCUCCAUAUCCAGAGCAGCAGACCACCAGCCACUUCCAGUCGGACCACUCGAGCUGCUCGCCACAGAGGGGGCUGUGGAAGGAGAGGUCCCUGUACCCAGCAGCCCCCUGCAGGGAGAAGAGCUCCAGCUUAAGUCCUGAAGGAGGCCAGGAGUCCUGCAGCCCCACUUACAAUCUGACCCACCACCACCACCACCCCUACAAACAGAGUCAGCCGCAAAGCUCAGGUCCGUCCUCUCAGCUGACUCAGCAAAUCAUCGGCUCCCUGCACAGCAGAGAUUCUGUUGGGUGGAACAUCAACAGCCCAGCAGUACCCAACAAGUACUCAGGCUCCAUGCUGGCAGCUGACCGUCGGUACCCUGCUGAGAUCUACCAUCAUCCUUCCAGCAGACUGAAGGAAGAACCUUACGACCAUCACAUGCUCUUCCACAGCAAGAUGUCUGAAGUUUGUCCAAACCCCCGAUCCCGUGCCAUCAAGGACGUUAAGCCUGUCAGCCAGGAUGUCCGGCAUAAUACGAAAGGUGCCGAGGGUCUUCAAGGUGACCGGGUCCUGGCCAGUCCUUUGCUCAGUGGCCUGGUUCUGGGUAAAGGUGAGCAGGGUGGCUUGCUGCACAGCGUGGGUCAGCCUCUCCCUGUAGGGAGGAGGCUGGGUAUGAUGGAGGCUCCCUACAUCCACCCAGCCGCAUACACACAACCUGCUGACGGCCACGGAGCAGAGCUGCAGCCCAGAGCUGCUGAGGACGACCGGAGAACGUUGACCGAUGUCGGGGUUGGACUUCCAGCCCACGCUCCAUAUGUGUCUUUGAACUUUCAUAAAGUCUUGAGCAAACACAGUUGUAUCAAAGCUCACCCUUUCUCCACGCUGAACCAUCUAACAGACAGCUACACCUGCCACGGUAAAGAGAUGGCCUCCUACACCAGCCAGAGCCCCAGCUCCAGCUCGUCCCCCGAGAGCCAAGCAGAGAUCCCACAUUACAUCAGCACGUCUGUCAUUAUCACAAACGAGAGGUGACCAGGACAGACCCUCAGGAAACUCUUAGACCAGAACUCCUUCGGGAGGGUCACUCGUCUUCUUCAUUCAAUGGUCUUUUCAGACGGGGAGCGACUGACUCGCCUUUUCAAAGAGAGGCAGGCGCGAUCACGUGAAACUCGGUUUCUAAGCAACGCACUUGUCAGGCACUGACCACCAUGAUGAGCGACCGAUCUUGGAGGUUUGUGCGUUAUCG
This is a messenger RNA of Larimichthys crocea (large yellow croaker), 2362 nucleotides long. RefSeq names its product SIM bHLH transcription factor 2 (gene sim2). The transcript is spliced from 11 exons. The record is from RefSeq and is a predicted model, not a curated record. Gene Ontology annotation, biological process: regulation of transcription by RNA polymerase II. NCBI's taxonomy places the organism in Eukaryota, Metazoa, Chordata, Actinopteri, Sciaenidae. Gene Ontology annotation, molecular function: protein dimerization activity; DNA-binding transcription factor activity, RNA polymerase II-specific; RNA polymerase II transcription regulatory region sequence-specific DNA binding. The coding region runs from base 1 to 2148 and encodes 715 amino acids.